Molecule: messenger RNA, 3367 nt
Organism: Lecanosticta acicola
Lineage: Eukaryota; Fungi; Ascomycota; Dothideomycetes; Mycosphaerellales; Mycosphaerellaceae
Source: the annotation of a GenBank genome assembly
AUGCUCAAGGCGGAAAAGGUCCUCGGCCUGUCCAAUGGAUACGUCCAACGGAGCAGUUCCGUCCCUAUCCUCCUCAAGGACAGGGAGACCUCGGUCAAGGAUCCUCACAAGCACCAGCGGGACGAAUCCAUCAUGGACACUAACAAGAGCAGCAUCGUCUCCAAACGAUCCGUCGAGAAGCUCUACUUCCAAGGCCAACCGGAAUAUUUCCGAUAUUUCGUGAGCAAAUUCAAGCGCCGGUCUCCGCUGAUCAAUCGUGGUUACUGGCUACGCAUGAAAGCCAUUGAGCACGCCGUCUCACGAUUCUUGUCCGAGCGAACGGCCAAGAAGAAGGUGGUUAUCAAUCUUGGUUGCGGCUAGUGAGUAUUCGAGAAACUUUGACAUGCUCCAAGCUUGAGUUGACGACCGCCACAGCGAUCCAUUACCGUUCAUAUUUCUUGGCAAAUACCCCCUCCAAUGCCAAGGGACAACGUUCGUGGACGUAGACUAUCCAGUUUUGAUGCAGAACAAAGUCGGGAUCAUCGACAAGACCGAACAGCUGAGGAGACUGCUGCCCAAAUUGACCAAGACCUCGAACGAGACUGGCCUUCUUGCCUCCAGCGACCCCUACGUUGCCAUAGGAUGUGACCUCGGCAACAUUGAGCCUCUGCAGGGCAUCCUCCAGGACCACCUACAACUAGGUGAAGGAGGCGCAGCGAUCCUCUUCGUCUCAGAAGUCUCUACAGCAUACAUGGAACGUGAAGCAUCCCAAGCAGUGUUUGACUGGACGGCAACGUAUGACGAUGUUCGGUUUUGCCUGCUCGAGCAACAUCUGCCCGAUGGUACCGAUCAUCCUUUUGCAGCAACAAUGCUGGCCCAUUUCGAGAAGUUAAGGACCCCUCUCCGAGCCGUUGGAACCAUGGAGCAAAUGAAGGCCCGAUUCGUGGGUGCGGGAUACCCGGAGGCUGGGACAGAAAUUCGGUCAUUAUGGGAGCUGUGGUCGGAUCCUACGUUCCUGUCAGCAGAGGAACGGAGAUCAUUGGACAGAGUCGAGCCAUUUGACGAGUGGGAAGAAUUCGCUCUUUUCGGCUCGCAUUACUUCUUACUCAUUGCAGAGAAGGAAGCCGGGAAGGAUUAUUCUCACAAGCCCUACCGAUCAACGCGGGCGUCACUCUGGGCUGGCUCAACACGUGGUACGUCAAUAGCAACGACACCAACCACAAGCGGCAACAGUCCCGAUACUCCGCAGUAUCACUUCGGACCUGGCGAUAUUCUGCAGACGCACGAGCUGUUGGAGCCUCACAACUUCCGAAGAUUCGCAGCUGUAGUGCCUCCGCCUGAGACGGAUGCCGCGAGCGAUUCCGUGGGCUUACAUGGAGGUAUCGGCACCCAGGAAAGGCUUGACAGCUGCAAUACUUACUCGCGAUAUGAUGCUAUCCAGCCUAUCGUGCCUCCUCCCCUCAGGCAAGGCUUGGCGUGUCACACUAUCACCCGGUUGGGUAGCACAUACAACUGCCUGCUGACCGGAGGACGAACAUCGCCCGACAAGGCGAGCGCCGAAUGCUGGCUCCGACUGGAUGGGAAAUGGAGACGCGUGCAAGAUGUUCCACGCGGACGCUAUCGGCACUGCGCUGUGCCACUGGUGCUACCGACAGAUCCAAGACCUGCUCACACUGUCCUUGUAUUCGGCGGAAAGACCAGUGAUGGGCAAGUGCUGGACGAAUGGCUUAUCUGGACUGGCGAAACAGGAUGGCAGCAGGUGCCUGUCAGUGGAGAAGCGCCGCCUGCUCGCUUCGGUGCGGUCAUUGUCAGGGACAGCAGCGAGGCUACAUCCGGUGUCCUUGUGGGUGGAAUGACAAGCGCUGGCCGCAUUCUUAACGACUUUUGGCAUUGGAGUUUGGAGCCUGACAUGACUCUACAUUGCCGCAACGUGACAUCUCGAGCGACGGCGUUCUUGAAGGCCGAUGCGUGCAUUCUUGGACGGUUUGGGGCGCAGCUGGUACGGUCGAACCGCGGAAUUUUGAUGAUUGGAGGCAUUACGGGAGACCGGAUGCUCACACGACAAGACGAAAUCUUGAACAUGAAAACAUUACGGCCACAGCCUAUUCAAGGCCCACGACCUCUGUUUAUAGGACACUCUGUGCAGCAGGUCGACGGUGGCCUUCUGAUUCUCGGCGGAGGUGCGACCUGCUUCUCAUUUGGGACGACCUGGAAUCGAAGCUGUAUACUGAACGAUGCCUCGCCCGGAGCAUUUGACAUAGAAUGGCGACUGCAAUCCACAGUGGACGCCGGCAAGCCAACAACAGAUCAGAGCUCCAUCUACGUCGAAUCGCCCACCAGUGGCUCUACACCAGACCUGAGAAUGCCGCCUCCAGUUCGCAUCCAAGAUAUCCGUAUCUCCCACGGCGUCAACUUCGAACAGUACGUCGCAUCCGCACGCCCAGUCAUCCUACGGAACUGCCAGAUCGGAUCUUGCACGACGGCCUGGACAAACAGUUAUCUGAAACAAGCGGUCGGCGUCGACCGUAAAGUCGCCGUGCACUCGUCACGCACGGAGAGGAUGGACUUCCAAAAGAAGAACUUCCAAUACAUCACCCAGCCCUUCGGCACCUUCCUCGAUUCCGUGGAACGAGGCGAGAAAGUCUACCUCCGCGCUCUGUCGAAAGAAGCGCCAAACAACAAACCCACGUCGCUCACCGAAGACUUCCCCGUCCUAGCCAACGACUUCCACCUCCCCGACGAACUCCACUACGUCAACGAAAACGCCCACUCCUCUCCGCUUCGAAUCUCCGGACCGGUAAACAUGUGGCUACACUACGACGUAAUGGCCAACGUCCUCUGUCAGGUCCGCGGUCGCAAACACCUCUACCUCUUCCCCCCCUCCGACGUCACCCAGUUAGGCUUCGAACCCGGCGCUUCAUCCUCUUCCGUCGACGUCUUCACGCCCGCCUCCCCCACCCACCCUCCCGGCAUCUCCCACACCCAUCCGCACGAAGCCCUCCUCGAGCCCGGCGAUAUCCUCUUCAUCCCACCCAUGUGGGUCCAUACCGCCGCCCCGACCACGGCCACUUCCAUCGCCGUGAACGUCUUCUUCAAGAAUCUCCCCGCACACGGAUACGCGGCGGGCAGGGAUGUCUAUGGGAAUCGCGAUCUGGCUGCGUAUGAGCGGGGCAGGAAAGAUGUGGGCAGGAUUGUGAGGCUUUUUGAGGCCCUGCCGGCGGAUGUGGCGGGGUUCUAUCUGGAACGGUUGGGCAUGGAGAUGGUGGAGAAGGGGAGGGGGAUGAGUAGGAGUUAUCAGGAUGGUGGUGGUGAGAUGGUGAAUGGGCAUGGGAGUGGGAGUGGGGAUAGUUCUUCGCUGUUGCAUGAGCGGUUUGCCGAGUUGAGUUGA